AGAUGGUCAACGCAGCAGCUGAUCAAGAAAACCAAGAUGGUCCACAAACUAACUGUGAAGAACAUUUGCCCUCAACACCUUCAGAGGUUGUAACAACGAGUAUUGUAUUGCCCCAUUCAGAUCGGUUUACUGAAAUUAAAGAAGUACAUAUGACGCCAGGACACUCAGAUGUUUGGAAGAAAGGAGGCCGACUGCUUUCUGCCCUUUUAGCUCUUAAUAUUGGCCUGGUAGCCUGUGUACUGGUGAGCUGUGGUUCACUUGAGGACAUCUAUCUACGAGACACAGAGGUUCUGGUGUUUCUGGUCAUCCUCAUGCUUCUUUCAACUGUUUGGAUGAUUUUCCAGUUCUACUUCUCCUGUCAAAAAGAUGCAGUCCUCUACAAGGACUCACAUGCAGGGCCGGUCUGGCUAAGAGGUGGUUUGGUGUUCUUCGGGAUUUGCAGUCUGGUUCUGGAUGUGUUUAAAAUUGGUUAUUACAUCAGUUAUAUUGAUUGUGAAUCUCCAAUCAAGCUCAUUCAUCCCAUGGUGCAGAGUGCAUUCAUCAUCCUUCAGACUUAUUUUCUGUGGAGGUCCAGUAAACACUGUGUGCAGAUUCACACCAACAUUACCAGGUAUGGCUUGAUGCUGGUGUUAAUCACUAACCUCAGUAUCUGGAUGGCUGCUGUGAGUGAUGAGUCUGUCCACCAGACACAUGAUAUGGAACAUGAUAUCAACGACCUAACUUCAGCAUUUGGACAUCAUGACCAAAAUGACUCUGAUGAAGCUCACAGCCCCACCUGUCGUUGCAGUAACCACUUGUGUCACGUCUUUCAAACAGGAUACUAUUACCUUUAUCCAUUUAACAUUGAAUACAGUCUGUUUGCCUCAGCUAUGACAUAUGUAAUGUGGAAAAAUGUCGGGCGUGAGAUGGAUGAUCACAUGCCGUGCCACAAACGUUUAAGCCAGUGUUUUUGUUUCAAAACUGUAUUUGUUGGAUUGCUGCUUGGAGGAGGGGUAUUACUUGGGGGCAUUGUGGCCCUCGUCACCUACAAGGUACAAGUAAACAGUGCAGACACAGUCUACCUGGCUCAUGUCAUGUUCUAUUCAUUCAACAUUGUAGCUCUCAGCCUGAUGUCAGUAGGCUCCCUCGCUGGCUCCAUCAUUUACAGGUUUGACAAGAGAGACAUGGAUGGCCAUAAAAAUCCUACUCGAACACUGGAUGUUGCCCUACUGCUUGGGGCUGCACUGGGGCACUACUGCAUCUCUUACUAUUCCAUAGUAGCCAUGGUUGCCACUUCUCCCAGAGAGGUCCUCAAUGCUUUGAACCUGGUAUAUUCAAUACUCAUGAUUGUGCAGCUUACACUUCAGAACACUUUUAUUAUUGAGGGACUGCACAGACAACCAUUCCGAGAUGCAGCGAAAGUACCCGAAAAUGGUAUUAUCUAUGCAAAUGAGGCUGUGGCACCGGCCAUACCAGAAGAAGAACCACCCGGAACAACUGUUCCAAGCUCUGAUCUGAUGCAGGCCAUUGGUCAGAUACAAGGUACAGAAGAUCCCCCAUGGAAUCUGAAGAGAAGAAUGGUUCAGGAGAUCUCUCUUUUUCUGCUCCUGUGUAACAUCAUACUUUGGCUCAUGCCAGCAUUUGGAGCUCGCCCACAGCUGAAGAACAACCUGGAGUUGAAAUUCUACGGAGUUGUUGUCUGGACUAUAAUCACCAACAUAUGUCUACCUUUUGGGAUUUUCUAUAGGAUGCAUGCUGCUGCUAGUCUGCUAGAAGUGUUCGGGAUGUCUUAAAUGGUGCUCUCAUGAGGAUAAGGGCAUAUACAGUGUUAUAGAGUGAGGGGAUGGCAGAGUGAACGCAGGAAAAAUGCAAUAAAUAAUGAAAAUAUAGACAAAUACCAUUGGAUGAAAGAGUGGAGGUAUCAGAAAAAUCUUGAAUAAUGAGGACUUGCAAUUACUUUACGGAUACAAAUGCUAAGAUUGGUAAAUAAAAAAGGGUUUCCCAUCAUGUUAUCAUCUUCCUACAACUCUAAGACCAGCACAAGAUAUUAUUCUUCGUAUUUAUUUAUUUUUAAAAAACAAGAUUUUCAUGAGUAUAGUAUAACUACAAAGUUUUAUUGCAAGUUUUCUUCUGAAAACACAAUGGAAUGUGAGCAGCUAAUAGCAACAUAUUUCUAAUCAGUGUCAUGUGCCAAAUUCUCCUUCACUGUCAUUUACCUCCAUUCACCGUCAUCCAUACUGAAAAUUUACUGGACAUUAACUGAGCUAAAGAUAAAAGCUGGAUGUAAAAUGAAGGUUGUAAAAUGUUGCGUCAAUGUGAAAAACAAUU
Pelobates fuscus (common spadefoot toad) is the source of this 2307-nucleotide messenger RNA. RefSeq names its product proton channel OTOP2-like. The transcript has 6 exons. Gene Ontology annotation, biological process: proton transmembrane transport. The coding region runs from base 3 to 1772 and encodes 589 amino acids. Lineage: Eukaryota; Metazoa; Chordata; Amphibia; Anura; Pelobatidae. Gene Ontology annotation, cellular component: membrane. Gene Ontology annotation, molecular function: proton channel activity. The record is from RefSeq and is a predicted model, not a curated record.